This is a messenger RNA of Rotaria sp. Silwood2, 1050 nucleotides long. The record is from the annotation of a GenBank genome assembly. Lineage: Eukaryota; Metazoa; Rotifera; Eurotatoria; Philodinida; Philodinidae.
AUGUCCAAAACCAUUCUUGUAACCGGUGCUAACUCCUUCAUCGGUGGCUGGAUUAUCAAAUAUCUCCUUGAUAAAGGUUACAACAUUCGUGGAACAGUUCGAUCGCAAGCCAAAGAAUCUCGAGUUCUUGAUGGUGUUCCAAACAAUCAACAAUGUCGAAUUUCAUUCGUACAUAUUAAUGAUAUCAUGACCGAUUCGUUUGAUGAAGCUGUUCAAGGCGUUGACGGUAUUAUUCAUGUUGCUUCGCCAGUUCGUUUGACAUUUACGGACCCAGAAAAAGAUUUUCUUCUGCCAGCAAUAAAUGGAACUAUGGGAGUUCUACAAGCUGCUCAUAAAUACAAUCAAAACCGUCCAAACACAAUAAAAAGAAUUGUGAUUACAUCGUCAUUUGCUUCAAUUAUUGAUAUAAGCAAAGGACUUCGAUCUGGCUAUUCCUACACCGAAAAAGAUUGGUGUCCAUUCACUUAUGUUGAUGGAUUGGCCGAAAAAAAUGAUAGUCUCACAGUUUAUCGGGCGGCGAAAACGUGUGCCGAACGUGCUGCAUGGGAAUUUCUUGACAAAGAAAAGCCUUCUUUUACUAUUGCAACCAUCUGUGAACCGAUGGUGUUUGGCCCACGCGUCAAUGGUUUCAACUCAUUGGAUGAUAUGAAUAGUUCGAAUUUGCCCAUCUGGUCACUAAUUACAAGUGAUAAGAAUGCCAAAAUGCCUGAAACAAAAUUGAUUUUUGAAAUUGAUGUAAGAGAUGUGGCUUAUACACACGUGGCAGCUCUAGAACAGUGCACUGACACAAGCCAGCGGUAUUUAAUAGCAGCAGGAACUUGGAGUUAUCAAUCAGUAGCGGAUAUUAUUCACGAAAGCUUUCUGAUUCCGGAAAGUAUGAAGAACACAACACCGAUUGGUACAAAAGGUCAACAACUGCCGCCUCAUUAUACCAUAGAUAGUUCCAAAGCGCAAAAAGAUUUGGGUGUUACAUACAUUCCAUUGAUCAAAACAAUCGAAGAUUUAAUGCUACAGUUUAUCAAACUCAAGGAAAAACUGGCACAUGAAUGA